UAGUCCGCCCCGCGCCUCACUUCAUACCGCAAAAGGGACACAAACAAUCACUUCUGCGCAGGUCAAGGUCAGCGCUCAACAUCCGUGCCGGUGACUAUAUCACACGCUUAGGAGUCCACAAACAUAGGGUAUCGGGUAUUGUGUUACCUUAUAUAUGAGUUAAUGAGUCGAAUUAUCGACUGAUUUAAAACCUAAAUGUUUUUAUCAUUAUCUCAAAUUUUGUAAAGGGUAUUUCAGUAAUUUUGAAACUAAGUCGCUUGUUUGUCUACCCCGAAAACACUUUCAAUUUAACGUUGUUGAGAAGGUCGAAUUAGAAUGCAGGACCCCGCUUCGUCCACCUCAGCUAGUUGACAGAAUUGUUUUGGAGUAUAACACUGAGUAUUAAGCGUUUAUUUCAUGCGUUUUCGUGGGAUCUUAUAUUUAUAAUAAACAUAAUUUUGCAAAAAUGUGAUAGAAACGGUUUCCAACAGCAUAUUCUUAUAUUAGUAUUUAUAUCUACUAAAGGAAUGUCUAAAUAAUAUUCGAGACAACAGAAAAUAGACAGAAUACCCUUCAAAUUGAUGUUUUAAAAUUACCGAACUACCCUCAUUUGGACCACAAUGUAACUAGAUGUUAAGCGAACUAAAGAUUGACUACACUUAAUUUCAGAUGCGUUUCAUUUAUGUACCUCAAGAAAGAAGAUUGUCUAGUUUUAAGUGUUUAUAAUUAAGAUUUUAUGAACUUUUGAUCUUCAAGCAGGUAUUUGAAAAAGACCCGAUUUUUCAAUCGUCAGAUAACUUUUAUCUGAAGAAUAAAUAUGGCCGUUUGACAUAUUUUCUAUACGAUAUCUGUCAAAACGUCAAACAUAUUCGUCGAAUAGAAGUUAUUUGGCGAUUGAAAAAUCUGCCCUAAAUGUAACGGUAGGCGUACACCGAAUCCGCCAUCGGCCGAAGUAUGCUCGGGCGUCAUCGGCCGAGUCAUCUACCGACGUCGUCCGAUGACGCCCGAAAACGGGCGAUCUACUGACGAGUCUGAACGUGUUUGGAUUUUUUGGUCAGUUUUACCGGCUUCUUCACAGCCAGUCUCUUUACAGUUCAGACUUCAUAAGUUCCACCGACAACGGCCGUUAUCGUCUGCAGUGUAUUCAGUUGAACGUCCGAGCUACUCGUCCGGGUAGUUCUGUCCGCCAUCGGCCGACAAAAUCGGUUUUAGUGUACGCGUACCGUAAUAAUACAACUGUUUAAUCGUCAGAUAGAUUUUUGAAAAAUGUUGAAUAUGUAUUUUUUUCACAUCAAUAAAAAGUAAGGAUAAAAUCACUUAAGAUGAUGUAAUGUAUGGUAGUGGGGGCUAUUAACAUCACUUGCUAGUAAAAAGCGUACUGGUAAGUGACGUCACACGAGAUUUUAAAUCACUGUAUCUCAUCAUUCUUAUCUAUGUUCUAUUCUCUGUAUCUAUCAUUCUUUGUUUACGAGAUAAAAAAUGCAUAUGCAAUAUUUUUUGGAAAUCUAUCUGACGGACCGAACAGUUUUUUGACAAAUAAUCCUUUAAGUAGUCUACGAAACAAGUUUAAAACACUUUUUGUCUCUCUCAUAGAGACAAAGGCGAAAUCGUCUUUCUUCGAUGCCUUAUUUGUAUUCAAAUAUCUAUAGGGAAAAUCAAUUUGCAAUAUUAUAUGCAAGGAAAAAGUGCACACGAAUUAGAAUAAAAAUAAUAAUCAUUUUAAUAUGUAUGACAAGCGAUCUCAAAUGAAAGUUGGUGUCGAAAAGUAAGAAAUAAGUUGUAACAAAUUUAGAACUUCAUCUGUGAUACUAAAAAUGUGAUAUUUCUACAUUGUUUUUAAUCUUAGGUUAUAUCUAUUUGUAUAUUAUGAAACAUAAUAAAUUUACAAUAUACCACACGACUGUUAGAAAACCCACUAGUGAACACUGGACCGGGAGGCACUAAUUUUGCUCAAGACAACUAUCUAGUAGUUUCGUAAUAGGCUCAAAGAAACACCGACUAGUUGCGUACUAUACUCAAUGACUGACUAGUUUCUUACUAGGCUAGAAACUCACCAUCAUCUAAUAAUUAUGUUUACUUCAAGAGCAAUCCUGUACGGGUUAUAAGGUAAAACUCGGUGUAAAACGGUAAGAACGUUUGCUGCGUAGUUACAUUUACAAAAGUAUUCAGAUAUUUUUGUAUUGUGGUAUGUAUAGAAAUUAUUGUCAAGCACCUGCUCAAAUAUUAAUGGUAACUUAGCGAAUGGAACUUAUUUGAAUUUUAAAAACCACUAUAUCUGAUAGCUACUGUGAUAGAUUAAAUAAUAAGGAACACCGUUUUCUAGUAUCGCAUAUUCUAUUAACUAUUAAGCGUUUUCCGAAAAUCUUAUGUUUUACCGUAAUAUCAAAUAACUGCUUCUUUUAUGUAAUAUGAGAGUAGGUUACUUCCCCUAAAAAUAAUCUUCAAAACUUCAGAUUUAGGAAUAUUUUUAGUGACUAGUUUAUUGGGUUUUCCCCCCUAAUCUGGUACAUACUCCAUUCGUGUAUUUAUAGACAAGACAAGAGGUAAACCGUUUUAAAAACGCCACGAUAGCCGUGUUUACCAUUCUAUCAGUACGUAACAAAUUGCGCGUAGUUAGAAAUUUUCAAAUUCAAGGUAAGCAAGAUAGUAAACCAAAUAUUGAAAUUAAUAUUUUACGACAUCUUAUAAUAAAAAGUACCGUAAAUGCAAAACCGAAACGUGAUAAGCAAUUCCGUAAUAAAUAAGUUCGGAAUUUAAAUAUGCGUCUGCAUGUAGCGUGUGUUUUUGGUUUUAUAUUUUUAAUUCAUUAUGGCGAGGGAAAACUGUGGAGCAAAGGCGUUGUGCAUUAUGCCAUCAAUAAGAAGGAUUAUGACCCACACUCUCAAGACAUGAUCGUCUCAGCCCUAGACCGCAUUGAGAAGGAAGUUUGCGUGAAAUUCUUCAAUACGCCGCUCAAUUACACAGCUACAGACAGUGAGAAGAUUCUGUAUAUUAGCAAUCCAGAAAAAAGGAAGACUUGCCCUCCAGAGCAAUACGAUUAUACUGGGAGUGUUGUGGAUAUGCCGAUCGGUUACAAAUGUUUAAAUGAGAAGGAUAUUGCAAGAAUCAUUGUUGAUAUGUUGAGAGCCAGCAUCGAAGCACCACUUACAAUUAAUAGCAAUGAUCUGUUACGAAAGUUCCAAGAACGGAACGACAACCAGCCCAACAUACUAGCAGCUUCUGAUCGUAACUUCAUCAACGCUCACUACCACGAGGAGUGCAGCGGGCUGGUGCGGCCGCAAGACAGGAGGCGGUCUAAUGGUGGCACCAUGGAGGUCACUCCUGAUAACGAACGGUUUUACAAAGACAAGCUUUGGCCGCUAGGAAUCGUCAUGUAUGGAGUUAAUGAGUUUUUGCACAGCACAACAGAAUUCGCGACUCUCCAGCACGCCAUGUCAGCCAUCGAGCUGUCAACCUGCGUUGUUUUCCAGCAAGUGUCAGAAGAUGGCGCGAUCAAACCGAAAAACCUGCUGUGGUUCAGUGAUACUGGGGAAGAAAUGCCCAACCUUGGGUUUACAGCAGGGAACCAGACGGUAACCCUUAUGUCCAUGAUACAUGGUGCGCCGGGCCACAGCGGGCACACCCUGAACCUGCUACUGAGGAUACUUGGCGUCCCGAUGAUGUCCAAUCGCUUCGACAGAGACAAUUACGUCACUGUUAACUGGAGAAAUGUGCAGAAAACUAAAGAGCACUACCUCGAGCGUAUGCCAGCGGAGGCCUGGCUUCGGAACACGGAGGGCGAGGGAGCUGCGUAUGAUUACGACAGCGUCACCCACGCACCGGCCAACUAUAUGUGCAACGACUGCUCGCUCGGGGCGCAAACUGUUCAGCCAAUACAGGAUCACCUGUGGCAGCGUACGCUCACGAUGGGUCACCGCAACGACCUGAGCCCCGCUGACGUGGAACUUCUCAAUCUGCUGUACAACAAUCAGUGCCAACAACGGUUUAUCAAUAACAAUUGAAUGUCUUUAAUAUAUUGAUCAGCUGAUUUUGUUGCGUUUUAUUUAUUAUCUUUACAAUAAAUACUUGUACAAUAUUGUAUGAGACAACUGAAGCUAAUUUUGGAUAGCUGAGCGGUGGAGGUCAC
This is a messenger RNA of Trichoplusia ni (cabbage looper), 4105 nucleotides long. RefSeq lists its product as uncharacterized. The transcript has 9 exons. The record is from RefSeq and is a predicted model, not a curated record. Gene Ontology annotation, molecular function: metalloendopeptidase activity. Lineage: Eukaryota; Metazoa; Arthropoda; Insecta; Lepidoptera; Noctuidae. The coding region runs from base 2739 to 3980 and encodes 413 amino acids. Gene Ontology annotation, biological process: proteolysis.